UCAAGGAGAUAUCGCAAAAAGACGACUGUCAUCGCGUGAAGAUUAUGCCAUAAAGGCUUUAUUGCUCCAGAAUUUUGCGAUAGUAAAUAAUAUGGAGCAAUUACCGAGUAACAACGUCAAUCGGGCUUCAAUUGAGCCUCGGAAUCAGGGUGGGGCUAUCAAUUCAGAAGGUGCGGCAACUCAGAAUCUUCCGGCUCGUCCACCGUUAACAAGAGCAGACUCUCGAUCAGCUUUCCCACCGCAGUCUCUCCGACUAGGAGCACCCCAAUUACAACAGAGGCCUCAAUUUCAACCAGGAACUGGGACUUCUCAAGCACAAUUUGCACCUCGGCCUACAAACCCAGCUCAAAGAGGACAGGCUCCGGUUGGUCCCCCAGGAUCUCCGCAAAUCCGAGGUCAACAACCUAUUUUGCGUCCAUUAGGUCCACAACAGUUUACAUCUCAAGGUCCUAGACCUAUUCAGUCUCCAACAUUUACCCAGCCACCGCAGCGCGGCCCGGUACCAAACAAUCUACAGUUUGGUCCUAGACAACCUCCACAAUUUGGGAACGUUACAACCCCAGAAGGUUCCAGACCACCUGUACCUCCAUCCAACGGGUCUUAUAAAAACGGUAGUGCAUUGAAUGCUCCAAUAAACGCACAAAUUACAAGCCAGCCAAUACAAGGCCCUCCAAAGAGUAGUGACUCUAUUAACUCCAUCCAAAACAAACCGGUCAACCUGGAGAACCAAACAGCAUCGAGCGAAAAUCAAAAUGGGAAGCCGGAAAAUGCCUACGAAGUUCAGGGAGCGGUUAAAGGAAGGAGCUACAGCAUUGCAGCCGCUCCUGGGGCACCAAGCCCUUUAAAAACGGAAGAUGACAGAAGAAAAUCAGUGAGUGCUGUAGGUGGACGGUAUGAUGAGUUGACUAGUCGUAGUCCAGGGCUAAGUUUGAUACAGGAAAUGAAAGGCAGUAAAGAUAAUAUUCUUGGCUCCAAAGAAAGUGUUCGAUCUGAAGCAUCCAACGAUGGGGCUAAAGAUAUCCCUGAACGUCCAGAGUCUCGAUUGAAUGGAUCCAAAAUGACAGAAUCCUUUAUGGGAUCUUUGUCAAACCUGUCAUCUAAAAAGAAAGGAGAUGACGAUGAUGACGUCAUCGCACAGAGCAACCCCUCUGCAGCAAAGCUGGAAAUAACUCAAAAUAAAACUGAUCUCUCCGACCGUUCUCCGUCUUUAACUAGAAGUGAUGAUUCGCCAGAACCUAAAGCCGCACCACAGCCUCCAGUUCAAUCAAAGAAAUCGCCGGUUUCUACUACUCCUGAGCCACAACGCCCAAAAACACCUAAGUCCGACAAAAAACCAGAAGUAAAACAAGAGCCAGCUAAAGAUAUAAAACCAAAAGAAACACCUACUAAAAACGCAGCAAAGUCUCCAAUUUAUGAGGCAAAAUCACCAAUAAAUUCAAAACCUGUUACAUCUGCAAAUCAAAAACCAACUGAACUUAAAACUCCUGUAACACCACACGAUUCCAAAAAAUCAACACCACGCAAAAUCGUUUCUGCGCCAGCUUCGCGUUCUAAAGAUGGCGACAAUGACAGCGGUGUAGACGAAUCUACCCAAGGAAACGAUCUUAAUGGCUCGCCAAGUUCACCGAACAAGAAGCUCCCUAGCAAAUUGCCGACAAAGGAAAAAUCAAGCAGCAGUUUAAAGCAAAGCCUGUCGCGUUCAUCCAGCAAGAGUGCAACGGCCAAGACUCCUGAAACUCCACAACCCGGCGAGAAGAAAAAAGUACCCAUGAACAAGGUUCAAGUAGGAAGCGCACCAUCGCCAAACAUUAAAGCCGUAAAAUCAAAAAUCGGUUCUUUGGAGAACACAACGUACAAACCUGGCGGUGGAAAAGUCAAAAUAGAAAACAGGAAGCUCGAUUUCAAUAACGUCACUCCUAAAAUCGCUGCGAAAAAUGAUGCUUACACUCCGAGCGGUGGGGCAAAGAAGAUCACAACCACCAAAUUAGAAUGGAACGCAAAAUCAAAGAUCGGCUCACUCCAAAACGCCGCAUACAAACCUGGCGGAGGAGAUAAGAAGAUAGAGACAGUGAAGUUGGACUUCAAGGAAAAAGCGAAGCCAAAGGUCGCGUCCACCGUUAACAUCACACACAAACCAGGCGGUGGAACCAUUAAGAUUGAGAAUCAAAAAUUGGAAUUCAAAGCGCAAAGUAAAGUUGGGUCUUUGGACAACGUGAAACACAAACCGGGCGGCGGUGACAUCAAGAUAUUUGAUGAUAAAGAUUACAUCAAGCAGAUAGGAGGAGUGUCUCCUCAGCCGAGCGGAGUGUCACGACAGGAGCCAGAGUAUUUGUACACGUUCUAUUGAAUCAUUUUUUGGUGUUUCGAGAGUCCAGUACCGCCGUCAACACAGGCAUCAAAAGCAGAUGAGAAUCUGAAUCAGCAGCAGUUUUAAGCACAUACCCUUUAUAUUACGAUUUUAAUAAGCGAGAGUCCAAAUUUUUGUAUUUUAUUUAACCUAAUUUAUAGUUACAUUCAUUGUACCUCCAAAUUACUGGUGAUUGUUUUGCGGAUUUAUUUAUGUUAUUAAAUACAUUGACUACAAUUUGUCCGCUAUUAGGCAUAUCUUUCUAGGCAAUAUGUUCUUUAAUAGUUGAUAGGUAAUAUCCAUAAAUAAAUGUUCCCUUAGAAUAACUUUAGCUGUGACUAAAAGGUAUAUUCUUUAGACACGCGUCGAAAAAGGUCGAGUGCCAAUAAUUAAUAUGUAACGGAAUCGAUUUAAUUAUUACUAUAACAAUAUAAUAUUAAAUAUAUUAGUCUUCAGUGGUUUAAAUAGAUCGUGAUUAAAAAUUAUUGGCAACCCAAUAUAUAUACAAAAAUAUUUUUAUUAUUUUUAAUGCAACGGAUAUUAGUUAUGGCAAUGAUAUACUUUGUUGCCAAAGUACGCACUAGACAGUAGACAGAUUUUUUAACUAAAAUUGCACACUGUGUUUAAAGUGUUUUGACGUCUGCAUUGUUUUCAAUUUAAAUACAUAUUUAGAUUCAACAUUGUUGUUCCAUUUCCCAUGUGUUGAGUUCUUGUAGUUUGUAUGAAAGGAAGGAGUUGGUAUAUAACGGAGUGUUUAAUCUAAAUGAAUGAAAUUCUCGAUUCAGCACCAGGUACUGUUUUUAUUAUAAAAUUUUGAUAUUCACCUUGCCUCUCAACUUGAAGGACAAAAGUAUUACGUCAUCUUUUAUAUUUUUACAUUUGAAGUGCUGAAACGAGAAAUUGAGGGUUAGUGAUCGACUGAGAAGAAUUAUUAUUAAGUUAUUUAAUGUUAUAUGUGACUACUGUUAUAAGUACUAAUUAGUUUUAGAUAGUCGUAUAAAUGCUUUGUACACAUCAUUUUCAUCGCCACUAACGUGAAAUGAUAACAAGUUUUGCAUUUAUGAUUAUUUACGUAUAUUAUAAUUUUUCACGCCCCGAACCUUAGACGAUUGUAAUUUUGAGAUUUAUAUUCAAUACAUUUGUAAUAUGAGCGAUUUAAAUUUGAUACUUUUAAGUAUUAUACCUUGAAAUGAUUGUAGCGGUACCUUAUUUAAACUCGUAACAUUAAUCACGUUAUUGUGAAUUAAAAAGGUAUGAUAUUUGGUAAAACUAAUUUUUAAUACAAGUUACCGUCUC
Messenger RNA from Danaus plexippus (monarch butterfly), 3643 nucleotides. RefSeq names its product microtubule-associated protein tau (gene tau). NCBI's taxonomy places the organism in Eukaryota, Metazoa, Arthropoda, Insecta, Lepidoptera, Nymphalidae. The transcript is spliced from 9 exons. Gene Ontology annotation, cellular component: neuron projection. The record is from RefSeq and is a predicted model, not a curated record. Gene Ontology annotation, biological process: neuron projection development; microtubule cytoskeleton organization. Gene Ontology annotation, molecular function: microtubule binding. Bases 92 to 2347 code for a protein of 751 amino acids.